AAUAGUAGAGAGAGAGAGAGAGAGAGGGAGAGAGAGAUGUGUCAAGCUUCAAAAAAGCUAAGGUAAUGUUAUGUGAUGUGCUGGAAUAGGAAGCUUUGAGAGAUAUCAUCAACAAUUUUAAUUAAUUACUUCAUCUUACUAUAAAUCUCUUGGGAUUUUCAAGAGAAACUCUUCAGAAGUCAUCUUUCCUUUUUCCAUCUUUCUUUACACACGAAGAUACAUACACAUAGAUACAGAGAGCAACUAUAUAUAAUAAAUAUAUAUCAUCUCUCAUACAUAUGCAUGGACUCUACUAAUCUCCAUCAGCUUCAAGAUCAAUUACAGCUUGUGGGGUCGUCUUCUUCUUCUUCUUCCUUAGAUAAUAACUCCAACCCUUCUUGCUAUGAAGCUUCCUCUGUCCAUCAAUGGAGUCCAGGAGGUAUUUCUCUGAAUAGUGUGAGCCUGAGUCAUAACUUUAACAAUGAGAUGUUAAACACAAGAGAUCAGAACAACAACAACAACAACAACAACAGAACAAGUGAAUGUAUGAGUCUCUCUAACAUCCACAAUCACUCCUUGAUCCAACAAGACUUUCCUUUACAAUGGACACAUAACGAAUCUUCCUAUCAUCACCAUGAAGGGCUUCACAAGGUCAAGGAAGAGCUUUCCUCAGCAACUACCUCAGACCAUCAACAAGGCAUGCUCAGGUUCACAGACAUGUUAAACAGUCCAGUGGUCACAAACUAUUUGAAGAUCAAUGAACACAAGGACUACACUGAAAAGCUUCUUCUCAAUACUAUAUCUUCUGGCUUCCCCAUCAAUGGAGAUUAUUCCAGCAGCCUUCCCUCUUCGUCUUCUUCAUCUUCGCCUUCAUCUCAAUCUCACAGAGGCAGUUUCAGCCAGAUUUACCCGAGCGUAAACAUAUCAAGCUUGAGCGAGUCUCAGAAGAUAAGCAACAUCCCAAGACCAUUUGAUAUGAACAUGCAAGUUUUGGAUGGAAGAUUGUUUGAAGGGAAUGUCUUAGUUCCUCCUUUAAAUUCUCAAGAGAUUAGAGGAAAUUUUACUCCUUUCGGCCUCCCCUUUCAUCAUCAUCUGCAGCAAACACUUCACCACCCUUCUUCUUCUCCUGGUCAUCAAAUGGAAAUAUACAGUAACGAACCUCAAGCAAGUGAAGGGAAGAGACAUAACUUCGUGAUGGCGCCAAAGGCAGGAGAAACUGCUUCCAAGAAACCGCGUGUGCAAUCACGCUCUUCUUGCCCACCCUUCAAGGUGAGGAAAGAGAAGUUAGGAGACAGAAUAGCAGCUCUGCAGCAGUUGGUUUCACCAUUUGGGAAGACAGAUACAGCAUCUGUACUAAUGGAGGCAAUUGGAUACAUCAAAUUUCUACAGAGCCAGAUCGAGACUCUAAGCGUUCCCUACAUGAGAGCAUCUAGGAACCGACCAGGAAAAGCCUCCCAACUGGGCUCACUACCACAAGAAGGGAGUGAGGAAGAGACGAGGGAUCUAAGAAGCCGUGGGCUAUGUCUCGUGCCAUUGUCAUGCAUGACUUAUGUUACUGGAGAUGGUGGAGAUGGAGGAGGCAGUCUUGGUAGUGGCUUUUGGCCAACCCCAACUGGUUUUGGUGGUGGAACUUAGCCGUGCACUUAAGACACUGUAGGACGACUAUUGUGUUAUCAUUAUCGGAUUUGGAGGUAGAAAAUGUUGGAGGUGGAGAAAUAGUUCUUUAAUCUCUUUUGGUUGUGGUUUAAGUUUCGAUUUUGACAGUGGAGCAAAGUUGGUCGUCCUGAUUAAAAAGGGGAAGUAAAACCAGGAUAGACCAGCUUUGAUCCAUUUAUGAUUAGUAAUGAGACUUGACGAUAUAUUUCUACUUGGGGGCUUAAUUAAGAUCGAAUAGCUUUGGCUUAUUUUGUUCACCUCGUUUUAUGUCAUUAUCGUUGAUCAACAUUAUUAUAUACCAAAUAAAAAUAUGUUAACAGGCU
Molecule: messenger RNA, 1958 nt
Organism: Raphanus sativus (radish)
Lineage: Eukaryota; Viridiplantae; Streptophyta; Magnoliopsida; Brassicales; Brassicaceae
Product: transcription factor bHLH110
Exons: 7
Coding region: 283-1614 (443 amino acids)
Biological process (GO): regulation of transcription by RNA polymerase II
Cellular component (GO): nucleus
Molecular function (GO): RNA polymerase II cis-regulatory region sequence-specific DNA binding; DNA-binding transcription factor activity, RNA polymerase II-specific; protein dimerization activity
Source: RefSeq, a predicted model, not a curated record